Molecule: messenger RNA, 2001 nt
Organism: Diabrotica balteata
Lineage: Eukaryota; Metazoa; Arthropoda; Insecta; Coleoptera; Chrysomelidae
Source: the annotation of a GenBank genome assembly
AUGAUAUUCUUGAAAUUCAGCUCUCCCCUAUACGCAAAUCAGCCUCCACUUCUAAACAACUCACAAACACAUAUUGCAGUUUUACGUGAAAGCAAAUUGUCCUCCGAGAGGUGUUUCUCUGAAUGCGCCGGCAAAACCACAGAUUAUAACACUAUCGAGUCAGGUCCGUUGAUAGUAAAGGUAUCCGAACCGAAGAAUGUUUCUCGGUUAUUUGGAGCAGUAACAACGAUUAAAACAAAUAUUAUGAAGUCGAGUGUGAUGAAAAUUGUAUUGUGCACUGGUUUGGCAAUUCUUCUGUUCGAUGUUGUGGUUGUUACCGGGCAAGAAGUGACAUUAACCUUCGAUUUAGACAACAAAUUAGAUGGGGACGUGAAGGAAACAACAGAAAAGGUUUCAUCGCCUAAACCAGACGAAAAAUCGAAAUCUUUGGCUAAAGCAGAAUCAAAGUAUGUUUGUCCUGGAAAAGAAGCUCAACUACCACUGUUUGCAUUGCCGUGCUCAACAAAAAAAGAUUGUGGUAUAUUUGGUAAAACGGUACUGUGUUGUGAUAAAAGAUGUAUCAAUGGAGUCAAGCCUCCAAAACCUGAACCAACUCAUUCACCAACUUUAUUCGGAUUUGUUCAACAAACCUGUCCCAAAGAACCACUCGCUGAAAUCUUCGAGGUAAAAGAAUGUAGCGCUGAUGACGAAUGUGCUCCUAGAAUCUGUUGUCCAGAGACUCUAAGAUCUGGAGAAACUGUUAGCUAUUGCAGGACUGCGCAACCAUUAUGGGAAACGAUACCCGCACCUAGACAACUUGUUGAACCUUUUAGGGCUCUCGUUAGCUACAUGCAAUGCACAGCCCCACCACCACCGCUGUUAGAUUUAUUCCCGAAACCGUGCGAGUCUCCUUUGGACUGCUUUCCCAAUUUAUGUUGCCAAGAAGGUGGUAAGAAGUUUUGUAGGCCACCAAAAAGGUCCUUACUUACACUUAUUGCCGGUAUAGGUCAGCGAAUAAUACCAACGGAAGCAGCAAAAGAAUUCAUAAAAAGAAUCUCCUAACGAACACCCUAGGCAAGAUGGCAGUGAGUUCUUCUAGUCAAAUAUUUAGAAAAUCAUUUUUGUACCUGGGAGUUCUUUCUACAAUUUAGAAGACGAGAAUACUGUUCGUGAAAAUCUGUAUAUAGAAAAAUAUUAAUAUAAAAUUGAAAUAAACUCGGUAGAGGUAUUUAAGGUGACUUUUAUUCUGAUAUCGAGGAUAUAUACUUCAAUGUGUUAGACCUAAAAAUAUUCUGAUAAGAAUAAUGAGACAAUGCAGUCGAUUGUAGGUAAUUAGCAGAUGAUUGUAAUGGGUCCCGUUUUUUUGUAUACCAAUUACUUAUUUCACAAUUGAAUAUUUUUGGACAUGACCCUAGUCGACACAUAAAUGAAAAUUAUUUAUUUUUUAGACAGAAACUAACGGAAUAAAGUUUUAUUUAAAAAAUAAGUUAUUUCUAUUAUAUUACAAACAUCUUAUGGAUCUUGAGUAAUAAUUAAUCUGACACUCUGCUGUCAGAUGGCGCACAUUCAAAAUAAUUUAGUAGUUUUUCGUUAAAUAAUUGAUCCUGCAAGCACGAAUCAAUUUUAGACUAAUCUUCAAACGACUUUUUAUCUAUUAAAAUAUAUAAUUUUAUCUAAAAAAUCCAUAAUUUGCAUGUUUGUGCCAUGUCCAAAAAUAUAAUUAAUUAAUUGGCAUACAAAAAACUGGAUCAACGAUAAUUAUCUACUAACCACCAAAUUGUCAUUAUUCUUAUCAGAAUAGUUGUAUUCUCCAUUCGCUUAGCUUGGGCAUAUUUUGACAGAUUCAUUGUUGGAAACCUGUAACACAAAAAUUCCUACUUCUCAGUAUUAAUAGCUCAAAUAUAAACAUCUUCCUUAAAAAAAAUGAAUUAUUCCAAAUAGUGGAAGUAAACUAAACCGAUAAAAUUUUCCCUGUAUAUUUAAAAUAUAAUAUUUGAGUAGUUACAAUUGAACAUAUUGUAG